AUGGCUUCACAAUCCGUGGCAAAGGUGGCUCAAGCUGCUAAUCGUGUUAUUCCCGUUCACAAGAAACACACCGUCCAAUCCACCGGCAUCUGGGAAACUAUCCGUCGCUUCCUCGCCGUCGAUCCCACCCGCUCCAACGGCGUCCCCCUCAACCCUCAAUUCCGCAAUCCGCCCCCCGGAUCCAACGAACCCUUUUCCUUCAUCGACCCGGUUACUCUCCCGGCAGGCGAUAUUGCCGAAAAUCCCUACUGGAAACGCGAUUCCCGCCGCUCGUAUCCGCAGUUGAGUUUUGUGGGGCAGAGCGAUGUGGUGGGUUUGUUGAGUGUGGGGAGUGAGGCGGCGCCGCGCAAGGAGUUGGUGGGGGAGGAGGGAGUGAAGGAGUUGGUUAGGGUUGGGGAGGAGGGGAAGGGUGGGUUGGCGAGGUUUCUUGGGGGGGAGAUGGAGGGGAGUGUGUUGGAGGUGUUGGGGAAGGGGGGGUUGCCGCCGACGCCCGCGAGUGUGAGUCCGAGUUUGAGAGUGGAGGGGGAUAAGUAUCAUUUGACAGAGGAGAAUGCGUAUCCUGAGCAAUAUCCAUGCCGAACUUUCAAAUAA
This is a messenger RNA of Botrytis porri, 591 nucleotides long. RefSeq lists its product as uncharacterized. The transcript is spliced from 3 exons. The record is from RefSeq and is a predicted model, not a curated record. The coding region runs from base 1 to 591 and encodes 196 amino acids. Lineage: Eukaryota; Fungi; Ascomycota; Leotiomycetes; Helotiales; Sclerotiniaceae.